Molecule: messenger RNA, 1196 nt
Organism: Penicillium canescens
Lineage: Eukaryota; Fungi; Ascomycota; Eurotiomycetes; Eurotiales; Aspergillaceae
Exons: 4
Coding region: 138-1196 (352 amino acids)
Source: RefSeq, a predicted model, not a curated record
CGCUUUACUUGAUAAGCGGCUGAUACGAAAAUCUGAAUAUAACUCGCACAAUCCAUGAUCGUCUUCCGAUAUGGAUAUGACAGUCUCUCGUCGUCCCCAUCGCUCAUGCUGGGAAAGUGCGAACAUCUCGAGCAACCAUGAUUGUUUUACCCCGAGAGGCCCUCUAUGAUGUGGGGCCCCGUCUUCUCAGAGAAGUCUGGGCCCUCACCGGGGUCGCUAUUUUCAUCAUCGCAUUGAGAGUAGUUGCGAAAAUACGGAUCCGGAAAUUCGGAUUGGAUGAUGUCCUGAUGGUUUUCGCAUUGUGUCUAGCUAUAGUCGGAUCAGUCAUGAUCACCAUGGGCGUCCAGUACGGGUUCGGCCGCCACGUGUGGGAUAUCAAUCCCGAUCAUACCGCCACUGUCAUUAUGUAUGACUAUCUGACGCAGACAUUUGGUAUUGCUGGAGGUACCUUAGGUCGAAUUGCCUUCAUUGUGUUCGUGGUUGGGCUUCUUGGAACCAGAAAGGCCUAUAGAGUGAUCUUGUGGGUGCUUGUUGCGCUACAGAUCGUGACGAACGGGAUGUUUAUCAUCAUACUCUUUGUCCAGUGUCCGGGACAUGCUUCGGCUAUCUGGUCACAGGACGGAAAAGGAAAAUGCUGGGAUGUUCGCGUUCAAGCUUACUACGGGUACUACCAAGGCUCUUUUAACUCAGCUACAGACCUAUACCUUGCGGUUUUCUCCACUUACGUUUUUUGGAAUCUGAACUUGAAGUUACAGGUCAAGUUGGGUCUAGUUACACUUCUUGGAUUGGGACUUUUUGCGAUGGUUGCGUCCAUAAUCAAAACCGUGCAAACUCGAAUUCUCGCCCACGCUGACGACGACCCAACCACGGCAACCAUCAGCCUAGAUCGCUGGCUAUACAUCGAAACAUACCUGGUCAUUAUUACAGCUUCGAUUCCCUGCAUCCGAUCCCUUCUGAGGCCUUUUGGACAGCAAACAACAGGGACUGGGCGGAGUACAUAUGAAUUAGGGUCUCCAUAUGCAGGAAGCUCCGGGCCUCGGUCCAGGAGGUUGACACCAACUGUACCUGGGAAGGGGAUGAUGCGUAUCUCGGAUGGGAAUGCCAGCGCGGAUGAUAUUUCGGAAUGGGAUGGAACGGGCAGCGACCAGGUGGAUGAGCUUGCAGCCUCAAAGAAGUCAAUACAUGUUUAUGUGUAG